AUGUUUCAAGAUGCAAGCGACAAUGAACAUACAAAGAAAGAGGAGAUUGACAGCCCUCUUUCGGUAGACGACCUCGCACCUUCCUUCGCACCUUCCAUAGCACCUUCCAUACUUAAUCACGUUUCGCCACUGCCGUCUCUUCAGAUUCGCACCGAUCUACCCAGUAUUCGACCGUCCAGCUCGCGAGAAUCCGAUCCUUAUGCUUCGACCAGUUUUUCCGGAAGCUAUCCAAACCGCACCCCGAGCCUUCGUGCCCUCAUCGCACCACCUACAUACAGUGGUUCCUUGUCCCCGGCAUCCAUCAUGUCCUCGCCUCAAUUGAAUGCGAUGGGUGACAUAACUCCAUUGCCAUCGCCAAUUGGAGGAGCUUCCCCGUGGCGGAAAGGUGAUUUACCGUCGUUAUCUCGUUCUUCGUCGAUAGCGUCGCGCAACGGCUCCAGUCUUCGCCUGAGCGAUUCGUCACAAAUGCUUGGGCCCCCCGUCAUGCCCCGUUCGCGCGCCAAACCAUACACUGGAAUUGAUGGCCAAGGGGAAGAGUCAUUCGUGAAUAAUUGGCAUCGUCGCGACUCGUCCUCAAAGCAUUCUCAUUCUCGGAAUCGCAGUCUGAGUGACUAUGCACCACCACCCGGCCGGGUCUCUGUUCCUCCCCGUCCGAUUGCAGUGCAAGGGAAUACUGGGCUUGGGAUCGCCCCGUCGUCGAGCAUAGAUUCGAAGUCCAAUGGACUUCAUCGCGAACAAUAUCUCGCUGUCUACCGAGGUAUCGCAUUGCCGACCGUUCGUCCUCCCAGCCCGCCUCGCAGCAGUGGCAGUGGAUACAGUGACAAUGAACCCGUUAUCCGUUACCCCGCCCCUCUGUCCGCGUCUCAGGAUAUCUAUUCCGUCCGGUCGGUCCGUACAGAGCAGGCCCGUAUCUACCAGAAAGUCCGGACAUUGGGCCAGGGCACAUUCAGUCAGGUCAGUUUGGCAGCACGUGUGGAACCUUUCCCCGGGAUGCCUUUGUCGCCGGAUGGUGAUGGAGCUGGCACAUUCCACGGGUUUGUCAACAAUCAGAAGCUGGUCGCAGUCAAAAUCAUCGAACAUGGACCCGCUGGAGGCGCGGAUGAGGGCCGACUGGAAAUAUCACUCAAGCGCGAAGUAGAAAUCUUGAAGUCGGUCAACCAUCCGUCCCUUGUCCAACUGAAAGCAUUCGGCAGCGAUGAAAAGCGUGCUUUGUUGGUUUUGGACUAUUGUCCUGGUGGAGAUUUGUUCGAGUUUGCCACAUCAGGAGCUCGUAUGUCCGCGGAUUUGAUCCGGCGCAUUUUUGCCGAAUUGGUUGAUGCUGUGCGUUAUCUGCAUGCUCAUUACAUCGUUCACCGAGACAUCAAGUUAGAAAACGUUCUGCUUACCAUGCCCGCUCAUGUUAUGGAUGAUGUGCAAGACUGGCGUACCUACGACCGCGCCGUCGUCACCCUCAGUGAUCUCGGCCUGUCUCGACGUAUCCCUGAACCACCAGAGAGUCCGCUCCUGCAGACCCGGUGUGGAAGCGAAGACUACGCAGCCCCCGAAAUUCUGAUGGGCCAGGCUUACGACGGCCGCUCCACUGACGCCUGGGCACUCGGUGUUCUACUCUAUGCCAUCAUGGAGAAUCGGUUACCCUUCGAUGUUCUGCCUGGCACUCGAGGAGAUCCUGCCAAACUUCGUGCCCGGACUCCGCAUCGUAUCGCACGGUGUGAAUGGGCUUGGUAUAGAUAUGCCGACGAGGACGAGGAAUGGGACCCCGAAAAGGGCAAAGGACUCGAAGGGGCCCGUGACUGUGUGGAAGGUCUUCUCAAGCGCAACACAAAACGCAAGACCCUUGAUGAGAUUGCUGCUAUGGAUUGGGUGCGUGAUGCUAUCAAUGUACCCGGUGGUUUGAAAAGAGGCGACAAAGAAGUGCCAUAG
Penicillium roqueforti is the source of this 1920-nucleotide messenger RNA. RefSeq names its product putative protein kinase. The coding region runs from base 1 to 1920 and encodes 639 amino acids. Gene Ontology annotation, cellular component: cytoplasm. Gene Ontology annotation, biological process: intracellular signal transduction; protein phosphorylation. Lineage: Eukaryota; Fungi; Ascomycota; Eurotiomycetes; Eurotiales; Aspergillaceae. The record is from RefSeq and is a predicted model, not a curated record. The transcript has 2 exons. Gene Ontology annotation, molecular function: ATP binding; protein serine/threonine kinase activity.